Molecule: messenger RNA, 622 nt
Organism: Fusarium redolens
Lineage: Eukaryota; Fungi; Ascomycota; Sordariomycetes; Hypocreales; Nectriaceae
Exons: 2
Coding region: 133-468 (111 amino acids)
Source: RefSeq, a predicted model, not a curated record
CCAUCCAUUCUAACAUGUCAUGAUAAGGCUCGUCGCAGCGUGUACGGCGCUCACAUGGUCCCGCGUACCACCGACUUCGGGGUUACGGCCGACCAAGCCUGAGCUCUCAACGAGAAGCAGCGCCUGAGAGCGAUGCUAAGGUCGUAUGUCUCUGCCUUGAUGUUGAUUGCGUGUUGUUGUCACUUCGCUAUUCGGCAAGUACGAUUUCAUGUAAUCGUCGUCAAGGCGGAAUAUAUCAUUGAUUUUUCCAAGCCUGAGCCAACAAACGUUGAAACUGUUUCAAGUCAACCCUGCGGAGUUCGCUCCAAAGGGAAGACUGCUGCAGUCUUCCACGCAGAGGGCAGCCCUACUGUCGCAGGUGCGCUCAGUCAAGAGAUGGACAUCUCGCACCGGAUCGAGGUCUGCGAUACACCUGCGCCCUCCAUCAUCGAGCUUGGCAAUUUUAUCACUGGAGGUGUCGCUUGCUAGCAACCAUGUUACUCGCAGCCAUUCUUGUCAUCAUUUCACCGGUCUCGAUCUGAAAGGCUCCCUCAGCUUCUCAAAGAGUACCAGGAAGCCUGUGAUGAUGUCAAAGUCGGCCGAUGGGAGACCGACGUCAAGAUCAUCAACAGUUCCAGUGGAU